AUGGCGGUCGUCAGGUUGGCCCUGUUCUUGCAUGCGCUGAGCCUUUCGUUUGUGUAUGCCCAAGAGUUCGCCAUCGGCGUCUAUGCGCCCGUCACGUCAAGGAGCCAAUUGUACAUGGCCCUCACGGCCAUCUUCGACCUGGACCUCCGCAAGAACUUCGAGCCUGCGCUUGUAACUCGCUUUGGACCGCCGAUCAUCGACAUUGCCACCGAGUCCGGGGUACCGUUGCAAAGCGGCCUGCAGAGCAUCAGGCCGCGCAUCGGCACGAGCAACUCGCAGCCAAACAUCGGUCUGAGCACAGCUGUGGACUUCAUGCUGGGUUUGGAUGGCGAGAGCCCGGUGUCUGCACUGGUGGGAGGCGUCUUCUCUUCCAUCGCGAUGCCGAUUGCCAGCUUCUCUGCCGUGCAGCAAGUCCCGCAAAUUGCCUACGGAGCUACCAGCCCCUCGCUGUCGAACAAGGACACGUAUCCCUACUUCAUGCGCACGGUGCCUCCGGAUUCAAUCCAGGGGCAGGCAUUCUGGAAGUGGAUUGUGCAGUUUCAGGUCCCUUUGGCGGUGUGCAUCUAUGCCGUCGAACCAUAUGGUCAGGGCCUGUUUCUGGCCAUUGAAGAGCAAGCCAAGCUUGCCGGCGAGGCCGAGCGACUUGUUGGUGUCCCUCUCCGAUACAUGCCCACCAACUUCGUCGUUUCGGAGGCCAAGCAAGCUUUGGAUGUCGCGAAAAGCCUUGGAAGUCGUUUCCUCUUCUCGUCGAUGAACAGUCAGAUGUUCACACUCUUUGGGCCCGUUAUGUUCGACGAAGGAUUCAUGCAACCCGGCUGGCAGAUCUUGGGUUCCGAGGCUGCCACGAUGUACGGCACGUUGACGGAUGCGGAUUUUCCGAUCGGCUUCCAGCGCUGGAGCCCCGUGAGCCGAGGUGCCAAGUACGCGCUGUUUGAGGACAUGUGGAAGCUGAUGAAUGCCAACGAUGUGCUCAGCACCACAGCGAGGGCACGCUAUGGUGUUGACAACAUGAAGGUGCCAAUUGCGUCUGCGACCGUUCCCCCCAUUGACGACAGCGACUUCACCGGUAUGGUUCUCCCGAAAUGGAGCACCUUCUUCUUCGAUGCCCUGUACACCUUGACCGUGGCGUGCAACCGGCUCUUGAGCCAGGGAAAUGCCAUUGCCGAUAUCAAGGGAGAGCUCCUCCUGACCGAGCUGAGGGCGACCACUUUCACCGGAAUCUCAGGCCCUAUCGGUUUCAACGAGAACGGUGACCGCCUCGCAUUCUACGAACUUCUCGUCAAUGAGCCUGUGACGGAGGGCACGGCGAAUCCGACAAACUUGGUGGUGGGAGCUGUUUUUGAUGCAAUCACUGGGGAGCUGACUAUUGCCGGCCAAGACCCGUAUUGGAUGGACGGGCAGAGGGGGGCAAUGCCUCCAGCUGAGCUGACCAACUGCGACCCAGGCUUCUACAAGGAGCCGCAGUCCCGGCAGUGCAAGCCCUGCCCUCUUGGCUUCUACUGUUGGGGUGGCACAGAACCGAACCGCCAGUGCGCGCGCGGAGCGUUCGCGAACGAAACUGGCAUGGUGAACUGCACACUCUGCCCCUUUGGCAGCUUCGCGGCCGAGGUCGGCUCUUCUUCGUGCAGCGCCUGCUUGUCAGGCUUCUACUCGGACGAGUUGGGGCGGGAGGCUUGCAAGAAAUGCCCGAAGGGAACCUACAUGGUCAACACCGGCGCCAGCGUGUGCACUCCGUGCGGAUUGAGCCAAGAGACAGAGGAGAGCGGUUCCCAGGCCGCAACUGAUUGUCGUUGCGCCGAAGGCAUGUUUAUGUGCAAUGAAGUUGGCUGCCAGAUGUGCCCAGAAGGCCUCUACUGCGCUGCAGGUCUCGACCCUCCUGUUCAGAUGGCGGGCUUCUGGACCGCAGUGACAGGGCCGAACCAGUGCCACUUCAAUGUGCUGCGCUGCAGAGACACUCAUGAGUGCCCUGAGAAUCCUCUCGGUGAGUGCGCCCCGGGUCGCGAAGGAUUGGCAUGCAACAACUGCCGCGAGGGAUAUUUUCCGGAGGAAGAGGGAACAUGCCUGCCCUGCAGCCCGGGGGAUUCACUUCCAGCUGUCUUGAGUGCCAUCGCAGCCGUUAUUGUCCUCAUCGUCUUGCUUUCCUCGGUGAAUACGGACCUGAACCAGCAGUCACUAAACCUGCUCACGGUCGCCGCAGUGGGCAGUCAGAUGGUCAUGGCCAUCCAGGCUCUGGGAUCCAUCCGUCAGCUGGCCAUCAGCUGGGUGGAUCCCGUGCGCCACAUCAUUGACAUGACCAGGCUGCUCACCUUCGACUUCGACAUCAUCCGCAUCUCUUGUGUCACCGGUCAGGAUAGCCCCACGCUCAAGUUCCUUGGGCAGCUCUUGGCGUGCCCUGCCGGCUUCUGCCUGGUCAUGGUUGCAUGGGCCGUUGCACGAGCUCGUGGCCGCAAGAUGUCUCUGGAUGCUGUCUUCAACCUCAAUGGUACCUUGCUGUUUGCGCUCUUCAUCACGCUGACCUUGGCGGUGUUGGGCCCUUUCCAAUGCAUCAGCAACCCAGAUGGGAGCUCGUCGAUGGCAUCAAACCCAGGCAUCAUCUGCUACACCUCCUCGGAACAUUGGGUUGUGGUUUUUUUGUCCAUUGUCGGUAUCAUUUGCUAUCCUGUUACCAUCCUCGGCUGGGCGACCUACACAACAGUCAUGUACCCCUCUCGCAUCACAUCCGGUGCUGGCCUCCGGCUUGUGAAUCGCUACCGCUUCCUCUUCCAGCGAUUCAGGCCUGAGUGCUACUACUACGGCUUGGUCCUUCUGUUCCGCAACGCCUUCGUGGCUCUCUUCCCUGUGGCGUUCGUGUCGAUGCCCGAAGUUCAGGUCGUGCUCAUGGGCGCUUUGUUCGUCUUCGGUGGAUCUCUUCAGGUGAGGAGUUGGCCUUGGCGUUCUCCGAUGGCCAACUAUGCCGACUUGGUGAUGACGGCUUUCCUCCAGGUGGUCUUGCUCGGGGCUGCUCCUCUGCUGGAGGUCGACAAGGAGCAGUCAACGGAGAUGCUGGGCUGGCUGCUUCUCGUCGCCGUGCUCUGUCCGCUCCUCGCUGGCCUGGGAGCCGUGGGUUUCGCAAUUUUCCGUCACUUUACACCGAAGGCCAUGUUCGGCAUUUUCCUUUGCCACCACAAAGGAGGCGCUGGCAGUCUUUGUCGCCUCAUCAAGCUUCUUGUUGCCAGGCACAGCUCAGCCAACGUUUUUCUGGAUUCCGAUCAGCUGGAGGACUUGGACCUGAUCUUCGACACGAUCCGUGCCACGACCAAGAGCGUGGUUACCGUCCAGACGCCAGAGCUGCUGAAGCGCAUGUGGUGCGCGGGAGAAAUUGUGACUGCCUUCAAGAACAAGGUCACCACCGUCCCCCUCAUCUGCGAUGGCUUCCUCACGCUAACAAAUAAAACUCUCGACAUGAUCCCAGAUUGCUGGACGGCCCAGCAGAAGCAGAUCCUCGCUAACUACGGCAUCACCAUGGAAGAUGUGAAGUCGGCUUACGUCUGGCUCCGCGAUGAGAAGACCCCGCUCUACCUCAGCCGUUUUGGCUCGGCAGAGAAGCGUGAGGAAGUUGUCAUCGAGAUGUGCAAGCAGUGCAAGAUCUCCAUGAAAGUGUUCGCCUCCCACCACACUCAAACGGGCCCUUCAAAGGCAAAACCAAGGAUUCUCAUCACCGGCUCCAUCACAGAUGCUGAGGCUCUCGCAACAUGCGAAGUCUUCCAGAUUAUGGUGCAGGAACAUUUGCGGACGGAAUGUGCCUUA
Symbiodinium natans is the source of this 3786-nucleotide messenger RNA. The record is from the annotation of a GenBank genome assembly. Lineage: Eukaryota; Dinophyceae; Suessiales; Symbiodiniaceae.